Molecule: messenger RNA, 3746 nt
Organism: Odocoileus virginianus texanus
Lineage: Eukaryota; Metazoa; Chordata; Mammalia; Artiodactyla; Cervidae
Gene: MID1
Product: midline 1
Biological process (GO): regulation of microtubule cytoskeleton organization
Cellular component (GO): cytoplasm
Molecular function (GO): protein binding; zinc ion binding
Source: RefSeq, a predicted model, not a curated record
CGCUUCCCUGCGCCCGACUUUUCAUAGGCUGGGAAGCGAAGCUUGAGAAACUUGACGUUGUCUUGGGCAGAGUGCGUGUAGCAACAGAUCAAAGAAAAAAGGGGAAGAAAACGUGUUCUCAGCUGCCUGGGGAACUCGCUGAGUUGCUUUUGUCUUGCGGGCUUCUGCUGGCUUUGGUGUUUCCCCUCGGAAGACCGCGGCGUGGGCUUCCAGGCGGCUCGCUCCCUGCUGGAUGGGUGAUGGAACUCUAAACAUGAGGCAGAUAGCUGAUCAGCUUCCUUGGAUUUUGCUGAUGACCCAGGAGAGCUUUGCCUGAAGAUGGAAACACUGGAGUCGGAGCUGACCUGCCCUAUUUGUCUGGAGCUCUUCGAGGACCCUCUCCUGCUCCCCUGUGCACACAGCCUCUGCUUCAACUGCGCCCACCGCAUCCUGGUGUCACACUGCGCCACCAACGAGUCCGUGGAGUCCAUCACCGCCUUCCAGUGCCCCACCUGCCGGCAUGUCAUCACGCUCAGCCAGCGAGGUCUAGACGGGCUCAAGCGCAACGUCACCCUCCAGAACAUCAUCGACAGGUUCCAGAAAGCCUCAGUGAGCGGGCCCAAUUCCCCCAGCGAGACCCGCCGGGAGCGGGCAUUCGACGCCAACAGCAUGACCUCUGCCGAGAAAGUCCUCUGCCAGUUCUGUGACCAGGAUCCUGCCCAGGACGCCGUGAAGACCUGUGUCACUUGCGAAGUGUCCUACUGUGACGAGUGCCUAAAAGCCACUCACCCGAACAAGAAGCCCUUCACAGGCCACCGUCUCAUUGAGCCCAUCCCGGACUCGCACAUCCGGGGGCUGAUGUGCCUGGAACACGAGGAUGAGAAGGUGAAUAUGUACUGCGUGACCGAUGACCAGUUAAUCUGUGCCUUGUGUAAACUGGUCGGGCGGCACCGAGAUCAUCAGGUGGCAGCUUUGAGUGAGCGCUAUGACAAAUUGAAGCAAAACUUGGAGAGUAACCUCACCAACCUUAUUAAGAGGAACACGGAACUGGAGACGCUUUUGGCUAAACUCAUCCAAACAUGUCAACAUGUUGAGGUCAAUGCAUCACGUCAAGAAGCCAAAUUGAUGGAGGAAUGUGAUCUUCUUAUUGAGAUCAUUCAGCAAAGACGACAAAUCAUUGGAACCAAGAUCAAAGAAGGAAAGGUGAUGAGGCUUCGCAAACUGGCUCAGCAGAUUGCAAACUGCAAACAGUGCAUCGAGCGGUCGGCAUCACUCAUCUCCCAAGCAGAACACUCUCUGAAGGAGAAUGAUCACGCGCGUUUCCUACAGACUGCUAAGAAUAUCACUGAGAGAGUCUCCAUGGCAACAGCAUCAUCCCAGGUCCUCAUUCCUGAAAUCAACCUCAAUGACACAUUUGACACCUUCGCCUUAGAUUUUUCCCGAGAGAAGAAAUUGCUAGAAUGUCUGGAUUACCUUACAGCUCCCAACCCUCCCACAAUUAGAGAAGAGCUCUGCACGGCUUCCUAUGACACCAUAACCGUUCACUGGACCUCCGAUGAUGAAUUCAGUGUGGUUUCCUAUGAGCUCCAGUACACCAUCUUCACUGGACAAGCCAAUGUUGUGAGUCUGUGCAACUCGGCCGAUAGCUGGAUGAUCGUGCCCAACAUCAAGCAGAACCACUACACGGUCCACGGGCUGCAGAGUGGCACCAAGUACAUCUUCAUUGUCAAGGCCAUCAACCAGGCAGGCAGCCGCAGCAGUGAGCCUGGGAAGUUGAAGACGAACAGCCAACCAUUUAAACUGGACCCCAAAUCUGCACAUCGAAAGCUAAAAGUGUCCCAUGAUAACUUGACAGUAGAACGUGAUGAGUCGUCAUCCAAAAAGAGCCACACACCCGAACGCUUCACCAGCCAAGGCAGCUAUGGUGUAGCUGGAAACGUGUUCAUUGAUAGUGGCCGCCAUUACUGGGAAGUGGUCAUAAGUGGAAGCACAUGGUACGCCAUUGGCCUAGCAUACAAGUCAGCCCCAAAGCACGAGUGGAUUGGCAAGAACUCUGCUUCCUGGGCGCUGUGCCGCUGCCACAAUACCUGGGUGGUAAGGCACAACAGCAAGGAGAUCCCCAUCGAGCCAGCCCCCCACCUCCGGCGCGUCGGCAUUCUGCUAGACUACGAUAACGGCUCCAUCGCUUUCUAUGAUGCCUUGAACUCCAUCCACCUCUACACUUUCGACAUCACAUUCUCGCAGCCCGUGUGCCCCACCUUCACUGUGUGGAACAAAUGUCUGACCAUCAUAACAGGCCUUCCCAUCCCCGACCAUCUAGACUGUACAGAGCAGCUGCCCUGAGCACGUGGAGCUGGUUUCUGGGGGAUGUAAAGGGUGGUGGCCACCAUUUCGGGGACUGAGAAAGCACAGGCUUCCAGAAUGUGGUUAAAUCUCACUGAAAAGCAUCCAGAAAUCAGCUAAGAUAGGACUCCCAAUGGGUGAUCCCCCCCUUUCACUGUGUUUUGUAUUAACUACAGGCUUUAAUAAUUUCUUCACCCUGUUUUUGUAUUUACAGGAAAAUUUAUAGAUUAUUUAUAAUAGGAACAUAACCGGGGAUUACAACUCUUAGAAAAUCUCUGGUUUUGCACAUUAGGAGGCCCGUAAGUUUUAUCAGUUCUCGACAACCUUUAUUUUCAGCACAAGUCUCUGAGCUUGAGAAACAAGAUCUUCUGUAGUUUUGUGUUUCCCCACCUUCUCACAUCCUCUUUCCUACAGAACUCAUGGCGGGUCCUGUCACCCCAACACUGUGUAACAAUAUGCCACUAUUUUCAAACUAAAAACAUUAGUUUUGAACCUAGUAGGGAAGUAAGCAGGCUUUCUGACUCCGGUUUCUUGUGAAGCGUUCUGCGAUGUCAGAAGGAUUUAUUGGAUCAAGUAGGGUGGAGAGAGCAACAGAGAGGAGGGAAAGACUUGACUUGGGAGCCGGGGAUCUGCUAUUGCAAAACCUGUAAUUACCCUUCCAUGGCUGGUAGAAUGAUGCUGGGAGAACACGAACAAUGAGACUGCCAUUGAAAGCACUAGCCUUGAAUCCUACCGAUGAUUCAAAAAUUCAGGCUUAUUUGUAUUUUCUCAGGAGUGGGAUUCUGUGUCAUGAUAGAAAUCUAUUUCCUUCUUCCUUUUACUAGUUUCUUUAGGCCUGUGAAGUUUCUUCACUAUGUUUAAUAGCUGUCCUGUGUCCCACUCCCCCUGAAUAAUUUUUGUCACUGGGGCUGAGGAAAUAAACAUUUUCUGUCACAAAUGGCAGCACCACUUUGGAUCGAUUUUGCUCUCUAGGACAUCAACAUAUGGCCCCAACUGCCAAUACCACAUCCAACCAUAAGUCACCAAAAAACAUUUGUAUUUAUGAGUUGGUAAUGACAAGGGACAUUGCAUAAAGUACUCUUCUCUAGUAUACGUACUCCAAAAGUUAUAAUAAACAGACCUUUAAACACAUCUCGAAAGAUGUAGAAGUCCCUCUAUAUUCUAGUAUAGUUAAUAGAGUUGUAAGAAAACAAACAAAAACAAACAAACAAAAAAAAAAAACAAAAAAAAUCAAACUCACUAUUCUCACUUUGGAACCUGCUAGUAGAACCUGCUAAUGCCAUGUCAGAUACAAUGCUCGGUGUGCUGACCUAAGGCAUUGGAGUGGUCCAUGACGUAAGGCUUUUUUGCCUUCCCUGAUGGCUCAGUGGUAAAGACUCAACCUGCAAUGCAGGAGACCAGGUUUGCUCCCUGGGUCGGGAAGA